Messenger RNA from Brassica napus (rape), 549 nucleotides. RefSeq names its product glutaredoxin-C8-like. Lineage: Eukaryota; Viridiplantae; Streptophyta; Magnoliopsida; Brassicales; Brassicaceae. The record is from RefSeq and is a predicted model, not a curated record. Gene Ontology annotation, biological process: anther development; negative regulation of DNA-templated transcription. Bases 13 to 498 code for a protein of 161 amino acids. The transcript has a single exon. Gene Ontology annotation, cellular component: nucleus; cytoplasm.
UAAAUAGUCUGCAUGCAUCUUACUCUUUUCAACAUCCCAACCAACUCACACACCUCACCUUCUAUAUAUAUCUCUCUAACUAAGAAAGACAAAAUGCAAUACAAAUCCGAAACUCGGGACUCGCUUUCCUAUAAUAAGAUGAACAACAUGGGAGUCUUUCCAUCGGAGACUCUUGUUAGGAUUGAGUCCAUGGCUGCAGAAAAUGCGGUGGUUAUAUUCAGCAUGAGCACUUGCUCCAUGUGCCACGCCAUGAAGCGUCUCUUCCGCGGAAUGGGAGUCAGCCCUGCCGUCCAUGAGCUCGACCUCCACCCUUAUGGCGUCGAUAUCCACCGAGCCCUUCUUCGUCUCCUUGGCUGCUCCAGCCCCACUUCUCCGGGGGCACUUCCGGUGGUAUUCAUCGGUAGGAAGAUGAUAGGAUCAAUGGAGAGAGUGAUGGCUUCACAUAUCAACGGCUCACUCGUCCCUCUUCUCAAAGAUGCUGGUGCUCUCUGGCUCUGACCCCAUGUCCACAGUUCACCUUCUCCGUUUUCUUUUCCUUUUCCUUGCUUG